CCCGAGUACACCCGCCAUGUCUGACAUUAAAGGUUUCACAACCUUGCCGAUAAUUCUCCCGCCAUCGAAUUCCACCUCGGUCAAGGCGUCGCCUGUGGUACACUAUGCGUUCUUUAAGAAGCACUCGGUGCCCAAUAGCAAUGACGCUGACCUAGCGGACAGAGCCGCCAGAUCGUUGUUCUUUGUGAAUUUACCUAGCGACGCCGGCUUCAACAACACCAAAAAAUUCUUCACAACGCUCGUUCCGGGUACCAUCAUCAGCUCGGUCUUGAAGAAGAAGUUGGGUGUACAGGAGGACUUCAUCAACUUCACCAAGCUCACUUCCGAGAUUGCUUCCGGUGAAGCUGAAAGCGGGAAGAACUUGGAAGAUAACUUGCCAAAUGGCACCGCAUUGGUCGAGUUUGUCGACAAGAAAAACAUGAACAAUUUUGUGGCGCAGCUCAAGGCGAUCAUACCAGCCCACGAUGCCGCAAAGGGGGAGAAUCAACUUUUCUGCUGGCCAGUGGACGAUGUGGUGGGCACCAAGAGGUACCAGCAGCGAUUGCACCAGGCUUACAUCACUGAGACCGAUAAGUUGCAGCAGUACAUCUCUCAGUCGUUGGUCAAUUUCACCCGUAAGGAAACCGCCGCUCAAGAGGCGCUACAGGCGCCUGUUAACUUGGUGGAUGAGGAUGGUUUCACAUUGGUUGUGUCGUCGCACCGCAAGACAAAGCAGGGGAUCUUGAACGCCGUCAAUGCUGCACAGUCAUCAAAGGUCCAGGAAGAGGUCAAGAACAAGUUGAAGAAGAAGGAGAAAGAGGACUUUUACCGCUACCAGAUCAGAGAAAAGAAGAAACGCGAGAUGCAGGACUUGUUGGAUAAAUUCAAGAGCGAUCAGGCGCGUGUGGAGGACAUGAAGUCUAGAAAGAGGUUCAGACCGUAUUAAACGGGGAACGUGUACAAUAGUAAUCAUUGCAUCAAAACGUGUAGGUUCAUUAAUAACUCCAGAGCAACAACCGAAUAUUUUC
Molecule: messenger RNA, 1007 nt
Organism: Babjeviella inositovora NRRL Y-12698
Lineage: Eukaryota; Fungi; Ascomycota; Pichiomycetes; Serinales
Exons: 1
Coding region: 17-925 (302 amino acids)
Biological process (GO): rRNA processing; ribosomal small subunit assembly
Cellular component (GO): CURI complex; UTP-C complex
Source: RefSeq, a predicted model, not a curated record